GAUGCGCUAGGCAUUUUUAUGCCACUUAAUUGGAACAAUUAUUUUCUUUUGAAGCAUACGCGUAGGCACCUAGGUCUGUGAAUUCAAAUCCAAAAGAAAGUGAAAUCGGGCAAUCACUCUGGGCGCUGGGAGUUGUAUAUAUCCGUGUACAUACAGAAUAAUUGUUUCUCUUGCCAAAGACCAAGGUUAUUGCCAUCGCGAUUGCCUUUGAGGGGUUAAGCGUGAAUUGUCAAGUUUAAAACCCUUUGCGCUUCUCUCGUUCAAACAAUUCUGCUCUUCAUCAUAGUGCAGGUAAGAAGAUAAAGCGGGGACAUCAUCAUUUAGUACAAAUAGUAGAGAGGGGGCAGAGUGGUGCUAAUCCUAGUACUAGAGAGCCAUCAUGAGACCCCAAAUGGGACAUAAUAUUCCAGGAGGACGAAGUGUGAAUAUCAUGCCUCCGCCCCAUGUAACUGCAGCAGCACCGACAUCCUUCAUAGCAGUACCUCCUCCUGCUUCUAGAGUAAUGUUAUUCGAUGUUCCUCCUCCUAGAGCACCAUAUUGGGAUUUUCCUUCGGAAAUGGACAUUGUCAGGACACAUGCUCUGGAAAAGUUUCUGGGUGACGCAGAACUGAUUUCAACCGAAGAAGCCACCAAGAGGCGAAAUGUGCUGCAUCAACUGGAACAGAUUGUGAAACGCUGGGUGAAGAAAGUAGCUUGGCAAAGACGACUUUCAGAAGACCUGAAAGAAAGCUCUAAUGCAAAAAUAUUCCCCUUUGGAUCUUAUCAUUUAGGGGUUCAUGGACCGGAAGCAGAUAUUGAUGCUUUGUGUGUUGGACCUUGCUAUGCAACAUUGGAGGAUGAUUUUUUCAUUGUAUUGUGCAACAUGCUUAAGAACACAUCUGGAGUUUCAGAGGUUCAAUGUGUAAAGAAUGCAAAUGUUCCUUUGAUGCGGUUUAAAUUCACUGGAAUUUCGAUUGAUCUUGUAUAUGCAAGGCUUUCUUUGAGAGCCAUACCUGAAGAUAUAGAAAUUUUGGAUGAAAGGCUGAUGGAGAAUCUUGAUGACACAAGUAUGAAGAGUUUGAGAGGACGCAUAGGUACUGCACGGAUUCAACAGCUUGUACCCAAUCUUGAGACCUUCCGUUCAACCCUGCGAUGUAUCAAGUUCUGGGCUAAGAGGAGAGGAGUAUAUUCACAUACUUUUGGGUUUCUUGGAGGAGUACACUAUGCUGUUCUAGUUGCACGUGUUUGCCAGAUGUUCCGAUAUGCCUCUGUCAGUAUGUUGGUGUCCAGGUUUUUUGAGUUGUAUGCAUGUUGGCCAUGGCCAAAUCCAGUGACAUUGGUUGAUGUCCAACGCGAACAAUCAGAUAGUGAUCGAUAUCAUCAAAUGCCAAUUAUCAUACCAGUGCACCCUUAUACCUGCUGCAGUUACAAUGUUACAAGAAGCACAUUUUCCAAGCUCGUGUCAGAAUUUUUGCGUGGUCGGGAGAUAAUCAGGAGCAUUGAGAGAAAUUGGGGAUCUUUACCAAAUAGUGCCGAGUGGGAGGGUCUUUUUGAACCGUUUCCUUUCCUCUCGAGCUAUGAGUAUUUUGUUCAAAUAUAUCUAACAGCUUCAGAUGUGGAUGACUUGCGAAAUUGGAGGGGCUGGGCUGAAUCGCGCUUCCGCCAUCUUCUCUUGAAGUUUGAAAAGCUGCCAGCAUAUUGUGAUCCAAGUCCAGCUCCAUAUUUUGAUGAGAAUGGGAGGGAGCCUCACUGUUAUUUUUUCUGGGGUUUGAUAUUCACGAAAAAUCUUUGUGUGGAUAUGGCUGCUUUGGAGGAAGGGUUCAGGGUAUAUCUCAGCAAUGGAUAUGAAGGUCGGCCUGGAUGUGAUGUUUAUUUGACCUUACUCAAUCGCUUUCAGUUACCAUCAUUUGCUUAUUCCAAAUCGUCGGAACGUAGACAGCGCUCGCAACCAUACUGGACCAAUGAAAACUAUAACCAAUACAAUGGAACUUUGCAAUAUUUACCAACCUACGUUCUUGACUACGUUCCAUUGCACACUGCAAAUUAGAAAAUUGAAAUUUGUAACUUACGGACUUGAGUAAUUACAUUUCAGAGCUGGAGUAAUUUGAUUUGUGAAGUGAAUAAACACAGAAAUUUCGGCAUGCAUAUAGGAGUGAAUAUAAUGCAAUAUAGUUUGCAAUCCAAUCGAAUCUUGUAAUCUGAAUUGUAAAUGUCAGUCAAAUGAGAUAGUGAUGCUCGGUUUCUUACUUGAAAGUAAACUGAAGCUUUUUUUUUGAAAAUUGUAUAGGGGAAGACACAAUGUUCUUCAAGAUUCUGAGAUUUAUACAGUUCAGUAUGCUUGUGUACUUGCAAUUGACUAUAUGAAGCUUUUUUUUUGGAAAA
Cryptomeria japonica (Japanese cedar) is the source of this 2361-nucleotide messenger RNA. Its product is annotated as nuclear poly(A) polymerase 3. The record is from RefSeq and is a predicted model, not a curated record. Gene Ontology annotation, cellular component: nucleus. Lineage: Eukaryota; Viridiplantae; Streptophyta; Pinopsida; Cupressales; Cupressaceae. The coding region runs from base 380 to 2026 and encodes 548 amino acids. The transcript is spliced from 11 exons. Gene Ontology annotation, molecular function: RNA binding; poly(A) RNA polymerase activity.